CCAAGUAUGGAUGGAAUCUCCCCUUACUGACACCUUGAAGGCUGCAGGGUAUAAAGGAGAGCAAACACGCAUGAAAACAUCAGUAUCUUCAAGACAUCCUAGCAGCUCAUCUGUUGAUCAUGAAUGAACGAAGGAUUGACUCGUGAGAACAGGCAGGUCAUGUCAUCAUACAUCCCAUAAUGCUACGCUCUCUGCGCGCUCCAGCAGGGACAUGGCACGGAGGCGAGUAAACAAUCGCUUUUAUGCCGACAUAAGCUGGAAACCUCAAGAUGAAGUUAUUCCCAGACAGCUUUUAACUGAAGGAGAGAGCGGCGGCGGAAUUGUCAUUAAAUCAACUUCAACACCCUCCUGAAGAUGUUUGUCAAAUGGUGCAAUAGAAAUUCCUUAAAGGAGGACAGCUCGUUGAUUGACUGCUAGCUUAAUUGACUCAAUCGGAACUUCCACAGGUGUUUCGGUUCUCAACAUUAACAUUUAUUAGCAACAGCUUCAGGGCUUUUAACAAAAGAGUCACAAAAGGUUGAGUUAUGGGUCGCUACACAGGAAAGAGCUGUCGCUUUUUAGUGAUGAUGACACUGACAUCAACCUUCUUCGUAGUGGAGCUUGUUACUGGUUACACCACUAAGUCACUGGCCUUAGUAUCGGACUCCUUCCACAUGCUGUCUGACAUCAUUGCUUUGCUCAUCGGUUUCCUUGCCAUAAGAAUAUCCAAGAGUAAAACAACUGGAUGGCAACGAGCUGAAGUGUUGGGAGCUCUGGUUAACUCGGUCUUACUUAUGGCCCUUUGUUUUACCAUCUUUGUGGAUGCGAUCCAACGAUUGAUCUACUUGGAGACUAUUGAAAACCCUGUGCUGAUCUUGAUUGUUGGCAGUAUAGGUUUGGUCGUCAAUGGAAUUGGACUAUGCUUAUUUGGCGGUCAUGGAGGGGCACAUGGUCACACCCAUGGAAUUAGUGGGAACCACACCAACACCAACAAAUCAGAAUGGCAUAAGUUAGAGUCAACAGAAGCUGUAACCAAUGAAGACGUAGAAAAUGGUGUCAGUGUUCAACAGCCACUUCAGAAUGAAACAACUUCCCACUCACCAGAGGACAUCCUGGAAGUUAACAUCAACAGAAGAGAGGAACAAAUGAGAGAGAAAUGUGAAAAAGAAUCGUCAUCCAACGCUCAUCUGAACAUGAGGGGUGUAUUUCUGCAUGUUCUUGGUGAUGCACUAGGCUCGGUUGUUGUGAUAAUCAGUGCCCUCUUCAUCUGGUUGACUGACUUUGAAUGGAGACAUUAUGUAGAUCCAGCCAUGAGUCUCAUCAUUGUUGCUAUCAUAACUGUGACUACCAUACCUUUAUUUCGACAAUCCAGUAAGAUUCUUAUGCAGUCUUUACCACCAGAACUUAACAUGAAUGAAAUCAGAGAACAGUGUGAUGUAAAGGGUGUUGACAGGCAGACGUACGUAGCAACAGCUCACAUCUUGUUCCACAACAAGGAAGAUUAUACAAACAUGGCUGAAAAUGUUAAAAGUUACCUUGACAACCAGAGAAUUUAUGCAGCGACGGUGUUGCCAGAGUCCUUACAAGACCUGGAUAGCAAUACAUGAACACACAUCAUAGUGCAGCCCAGGAGAAUCAUCAUUACAGCUGACAAGGACUGUCUUUUAGGGCAGGUAGGAUCAAACCCUGCCAUUAUAUUGAUAACACAUUUCACCGCACAUCUAAAGGGGUGCUGUGACUGACAUUUUUUGAAAAAUGUGCUGUCAACUCAAAUCACUAACAUUAUGUUCACAUCAAUUGGGCUCUGCGUGAAAAGCUGCCACUUUGAUGUGUAAGGGAAGGUUGUUGGCAGGAAGGUAGCCUACCUUAAAGUUAGUUUGCAUUUCCAAAAUUAAAGCUGCACAUGAGUGUAAGAGUAAAAACAGUUUAUAUUUGUAUCCCCAAUGCAAAACUAACAUCUAACAUCUUUCACGUGUGCGCGGUACCUGACAACCAAGAUGGCGUGCAUCAGAGACCGUACUUUUGUCGAGCGGGGAACGGAGUUGGAUAAUAAAGCAAGGGUGGCAGAUCGGCUUGUGAAAAACAAGUUUAAAGGCAGUGGACACUAUUGGUAAUUACUCAAAAUAAUUAUUAGCAUAAAACUUUACUUGGUA
Molecule: messenger RNA, 2132 nt
Organism: Asterias rubens (European starfish)
Lineage: Eukaryota; Metazoa; Echinodermata; Asteroidea; Forcipulatida; Asteriidae
Product: zinc/cadmium resistance protein-like
Exons: 12
Coding region: 525-1586 (353 amino acids)
Biological process (GO): zinc ion transmembrane transport; detoxification of zinc ion; intracellular zinc ion homeostasis
Cellular component (GO): membrane
Molecular function (GO): zinc ion transmembrane transporter activity
Source: RefSeq, a predicted model, not a curated record